UCAGCGUUCAGUCGUAGUUCGUCUUUGGUGGAUUGCAGACGCUAGUUUUCUGUCGAAAUUGAAAUUAACCAAAUUGAGUAGCAACAAUGUCCGAGGGCGAAUCGAAGUUUGGGUUCAAGGACAUGGAGAAGGCGUUGGAGACGCUGAAGUUGUUGGAGAGCCAUGACAUGCAGUACCGCAAGCUGACCGUGCGGGGCUUACUGGGACGUGCCAAACGCGUCUUAACGAUGACAAAGGCAGCAGAUAAGGUGAAGAACAUAAACGAUGCUAUUGGUGUGUUUGAGAAAUGGCUGGAGGAGAACGGAGGCGGUUCCUCUAACAAGAAUGCAAAGACCGAUGGCGACGACAAGGUGGAGACCGUGCCUGGCCUGGGCUUUAAGGACAAGGCAGCAGCACUGGCAACUCUCAGUAUUUUGGAAGAGCGUGACCCAGAUUACCAAAGACUAGCAAUCAAAGGCCUGAUUGGCAGCUCGAAGCGAGUGCUCUCCGGCACCAAGAAUGAGGAUAAAAUUAAUUCUAUCAAGGAAGGCGUGCAAGUGCUUGAAGAGUUCCUUGAAAAAUUCGAAACAGAGAACCGGAUCAAGGACAAUCGAGCGUAUCUGGCACAUUCAUUGAUAACCAAAUUGCCUGAGCCGGAAGAUAAACUCGCGGCCGAGUUCCUUGCGGCUUAUGGGGGAUCUAAAGCGAAGGGAAACUAUAAGCAUCUUCGUACGAUGUAUCCCAAAAACGACACAACGAGCUGGGAUAUAGUACGCAAUCGGAAGAUAGCUAAAUUGCUGGAGAAGAUUAAGAGCGAAGGUGCAAAGCUGUUCGACAAAGAUACAGGCGCUCCCACUGAAAUACACUUAGAGCUGAUACACUGGGCCUACAGUCCGCAGCCAGACAAGCUAAAGAGCUAUGUGGAAAAAAUCGCCAAGAAGUCGCCAGAAAAACGGAAACUUGACACCGACAGCAGUAGCGUUGAUAAUAGUUCCAGCAGCAACUCGGAGUCGGAAGAGAUAUCUGUACCCAAAAAGAAAAGGAAGGAAGAAUAAUGGGGCUGCGUUUUGUGUAACGAACAAAAACGGUAUAUACUUUAUUUAAAUUCGCCACCUGAACCUCAAAUCGAUUAUAUUUUGUGGUAGACACUUUGGUUUGUAUGUAUGAAUGUUAUUUGAUGUAUGUGUGUAUAUACUGCUGAUAAGGCCUCGCUUAGAUGAGCUAUACAUCUAACGCUAGCCAUCUAAUAACCAAAUA
Messenger RNA from Drosophila arizonae, 1236 nucleotides. It is a transcript of the gene Ude, whose product is annotated as Uracil-DNA degrading factor. The record is from RefSeq and is a predicted model, not a curated record. Lineage: Eukaryota; Metazoa; Arthropoda; Insecta; Diptera; Drosophilidae.